GAGCGGCAAUUUCGGUUGUGAGAGCCUCAUCCGUCUGUUGUCGAAUAAUCGGACAAAUAAUUGGAGGCUCCCGUAUAAUGGUAAAGGUUUGGGCAUCUUGUGGCGAUGCCCACCUAGCCAGCCGGCGUUUGGCUGGCUCGAGAUCUAGUCAACCGUCGGUUUUUGGGACCUCUCCGCGAGUAUCCCGCGGUGGACUCGAGACCGUUAGUGGUAAAGGUUUGAGCAUCUUGCGAUGCCCAAACGGCCAGCCGGGCCAUGGCUGGCUCGAGAUCUGUUAA
This is a messenger RNA of Paraglomus brasilianum, 278 nucleotides long. NCBI's taxonomy places the organism in Eukaryota, Fungi, Glomeromycota, Glomeromycetes, Paraglomerales, Paraglomeraceae. The record is from the annotation of a GenBank genome assembly.